Magallana angulata is the source of this 2104-nucleotide messenger RNA. RefSeq names its product monocarboxylate transporter 12-like. Gene Ontology annotation, molecular function: monocarboxylic acid transmembrane transporter activity. NCBI's taxonomy places the organism in Eukaryota, Metazoa, Mollusca, Bivalvia, Ostreida, Ostreidae. The transcript is spliced from 5 exons. Gene Ontology annotation, biological process: monocarboxylic acid transport; transmembrane transport. The coding region runs from base 456 to 1973 and encodes 505 amino acids. The record is from RefSeq and is a predicted model, not a curated record.
AUUGACAAAUAUUCUAUGGGAGGAACGUUUUGAUUUUUCUUUUACUUCAAAACGUUUUUCCGGGUCUCUCAAUUUUAUACAAUUAAUAUGACCACGCUCCCCGUAAGUGGGCCCCUGUGAUCCUGUUUUGUCACAUUCAUCAUUCGUUAUACAUGUACAUUGUACAUGUAGUUGUUUAAAAAUUGCAAACUUGGUAGCAGAUGAAUUUCCUGCAGAAGAGGGAAGGGAAAGGGAGUAAUAUUUGGUGUUUGUAAUUGACAAUUUGACACUGGCAUUCAAUCGAAUCUAUAUAUAAGGUACCUGUUUAUAUAAUAACCCGGAACUCCAGUUUGAUCGAAAUCCUGACUGGACCGCUUUCUUGGGCGGACCUUUGGUUAAAUUAUACGACACAGGCCAUCGUGGUCACUCCCUAUAGUACAACUCAAUAACCUUACUUUUUAUCUGUUUCAUGUAGAAUGGAGAAAGAAGAUGAUUCCGAGGAUUCCUCAUCCACAAAGACACCGGCCAAAAGAGUGGUGGACGGGGGCUGGGGCUGGAUGGUUGUGUUCGGUGCUUUUAUGAUAAACGUUAUAACUGACGGAUGCUCAUAUUCAUUCGGGGUGUUGUUUACACAUCUUGUCGACUAUUUCCAGGCAAACAGAAGCUCCACAGCGUGGGUAGGUUCCGUAUUUAACGCCGCCCCACUUCUAUUUGGACCCUUCGCCAGCAUAAUCGCCAAACGGUUCGGGUUUCGAAUUGCUACGAUAGCUGGAGGUCUAAUCGCAGCUAUAGGGAUUUUUGCGAGUGUAUUUGCAAAUUCUUUGGGACUUCUCAGUUUUACAUAUGGCUUCAUUGCUGGAUUUGGAAUUUCCCUUCCAUAUUUAGCGUCUUCCGUCGUGGUGAUGAUGUACUUCGAAAAGAGGCGUUCCCUAGCAACGGGCUUGGCAGAAUGUGGGGCCGGAAUUGGAACACUGAUUUUUGCACCUCUUUUGCAGUACUUCAUUACAGAGUACGGUUGGCGUGGCUCUCUGCUAGUGUUAAGUGCAAUUGUAUCGAAUAUCGUCCUUUGUGGCGCUUUAUUCAGACCACAACCAAUCCUGGAGAACAGCAGAAUCGAAAUAUCUAUACAGCAAGAUUUAGAAGCGGUUUCUCUACCGACUUGUGAAGAAAGAACCGAGGAAUGUGGUAAUGUCGAAGAUGGAAUUCAAACUAUACAAAAUCAAUGUGUUGAAAAAGAAUUAUUUUUGAAUCCCGAGAGCCGCUCGUUAUUAGGGGGAAGUUUGAUUUCGUUAUCAGACAAAGCUAAAAUUAAAGAGCAAAAUCGAGGAGCAUGUGAAGAAGAAAACGAUUUGGAAGAAACUGAGAGUAAAUCGAGUAAUAGUUCUUGUAGAAUCGUAGACACGUCGAUAUUUCGUAAUUGGCGUUUUGUUGUUUUUUUAAUUGCAAACUUUAUUCUUUACUUUUGGUAUGAUGUGCCUUAUGUCUUUACAGUGGACAGAGCUUUAGAGAUUGGAGAAUCGAAAUCUGAAGGAGCACUUGUAGUUUCAAGUAUUGGAAUCGUCCACACAAUUGGCAAUGUUGUAUUUGGAUUUUUAGGGGAUUGUAAAAGAGUAAACCGUUCCAUUUUGUAUAGUGUUUCAAUGUGGCUUACUGGCCUUGGCCUCGCGUUGGUGCCACUGUCCAGAAACUCGGUAUCGUUUGCAAUAUUUGAUGCAAUAUAUGGUUUCUUUGUGGCAGCUUCUGAGGCUUUGUCCUGUGUUAUAGUGGCUGAUAUUUUAGGAAUAUCGAAAUUGUCCGAUGGCUAUGGAAUAUUGAUGUUUCUUCAGGGAAUUGCAAAUUUGGUCGGACCUCCAUUUGCAGGCUGGCUGUAUGAUGUCUCAGGUUCCUAUAACAACACAUUUUUUGCCGCUGGAGGCUCCAUUGUCUUCCUUGGAAUUUUAUAUGCUGUUGUUCCCAUUCACUCCCGAUUUACAUACAGAAAAAUAGUUGAAUAAAUUGUAAUAUUUUUUCCUAUAUUUCUGAAAUUUGUACGAUUCUUUUUCAUCAUUAGCUGUAAGGUGGAUAAACAGCAGUCGCAUUAAAACAUUGCAUGAUGCAUGCAAUUUUGAACGUUCAAGAACGACCU